AUGAAAAAUUCAAAGAUUCAAAGGAAGACAACACGAAAGAUAAAAACCGAUGUUAAAUUCCUGAGAAGCAUUAUCGUCAAUACUGAUGACAUCGUGACAGGGUUCGAUUAUGCUAAUCAAGAUGGCUGUAAUCAUGACACUGUUCCUGAUAAUAGUGAUAAUCUGCGUGGUGGUUCCGUUUCUGGUCAGAGUGAGUCUGAUGUCGUCGUUGAUAUUGCUGAUGCUGAUGGUGAUGCUAACAGUGACUUCUUAAAUCACUCAGGUCAUGAUGGUGAUAAUGAUGACGACGACGAUAGCAGUGAUUAUAACCAUGACCUUGAUGAUGACGAUAAGAAUAAUGUCGAUGAUCGCGAUGAUGAUCAUCAUGUUGAUAAUGAUGAUCAUAGUCAUGAUGAUGAUCAUGAUGAUCAUGAUGAUAAUAAUGAUUAUGAUAAUGGUCAUAAUGUCGAUGAUAAUGAUGAGGAUGAUGGUCAUGAUGAUGAUGAUGAUCAUGAUUUCUAG
This is a messenger RNA of Microplitis demolitor, 501 nucleotides long. RefSeq names its product prostatic spermine-binding protein-like. The record is from RefSeq and is a predicted model, not a curated record. The transcript is spliced from 3 exons. Lineage: Eukaryota; Metazoa; Arthropoda; Insecta; Hymenoptera; Braconidae. Bases 1 to 501 code for a protein of 166 amino acids.